AUGGAUCGACCUGGACACCUUCUGGAAGAUAAGGCUCUAGCUGAAUAUCUUGGUGUCGAAGACGUGGACUAUGACAGUAGUAGCGAUACCAAAGUCGAGACGGAGAAGCAACCCAAACCUAGCACACCUGUGCGUGGGGACAUUCCUCAUCCGGCACCUAAUCUGUUCCCUGAACGUAGUGCCGCGACUGCGCUAACAGCGCUGGGAGCAAUGUCCCCCAUGGAUACUCCCAUUAUCACUAACCCGCUUGAUAGGGAGCAACAAAGCAUGCUCGAUCAAGCGACAAUCGCACAUCGCAAGUCAGAAGUUCCGACAAAGUUGCAACGACACAGUGAAAAUACGUUCACUCCACCUAGCGUGGAAGAACUAAUUCUUCAAGGGUCACGCCAUAACUUUGCAACAUGGGCCAUCGGCCCCGAGGCAAAAACGCCCACUGAAAUCGAACGCCGCAAGGCUCUUCGAGAAAGGUACUUGGAACCUACUGUGAUUACUUUGAGUCAAUACAGAGAACGGCUGCAAAAACAGGCCUAA
Molecule: messenger RNA, 531 nt
Organism: Peronospora matthiolae
Lineage: Eukaryota; Oomycota; Peronosporomycetes; Peronosporales; Peronosporaceae
Source: the annotation of a GenBank genome assembly